Molecule: messenger RNA, 679 nt
Organism: Octopus sinensis (East Asian common octopus)
Lineage: Eukaryota; Metazoa; Mollusca; Cephalopoda; Octopoda; Octopodidae
Product: digestive cysteine proteinase 3-like
Exons: 4
Coding region: 167-628 (153 amino acids)
Cellular component (GO): lysosome
Molecular function (GO): cysteine-type endopeptidase activity
Source: RefSeq, a predicted model, not a curated record
UUUUGUUGCUGUUCUCAUUUUAAUUGAUAACUCUAAAUCGUCAGUCAUUUCAAUAAAAAUCAAGUUGAUAUCCGACAAAAACAUCCAAGUUAAAAAUAACUUGACCAAUGACAUCAGCUGGACUCAAUUCCUCGAGAAAUACAAUAAAACAUACUCACCAAAUGAAAUGUGGUACAGACAAGCAAUAUUUGAAAAUAAUAAGAGGAUAAUAAACCAUCAAAACGAAAAAUAUAUGAGAGGAGAGUCCUCAUACAGAGUGGAGAUCAAUUACUUUGCUGAUCUUACUAAAACUGAAUUCUUUGAAUUGUACAAGGGCUAUCAAUAUGGGAAAAGACAGGAAACAAGCAGAUCAGUCCAAAAACAAGAGGACUUUGACUUACCGGCUAGUGUUAAUUGGAUCACUAAGAAAAUUGUGACUCCCGUCAAAAAUCAGAGGAAUUGUGGUUCCUGCUAUGCUUUUAGCACUAAAAUGGGGUGGAUUAUUGGCUUGUCAAGAACAGGUCACGUUUUAUUAAUAUUAGUGUCUAGUUGGGGUAGUUCUUGGGGUGAGAACGGAUACAUCAAGAUGUCACGUGGAAAGAAUAAUCAGUGUGGUAUAGCCACUGCAGCAAGUUAUCCACUUCUCUAAUCAUUUGGACUUGUUUUGUUGAUUAUUAAUUUGUUUACUCAUGAUAACUUU